AUGGAUUAUGAUCACUGCAAUCUGAUGAUGAGAUCUCAUCUCAUCGAUCUCUGGAUCGUAUUCGAGUUGCGUCAUUAUUAUUUUACUAAAACCAGUGAUCUGGUGACUGCUGACUGGCAGCAAGCAGUGCCGCAGCAGUUACAACCGUGGCUGCGGAUACUCUGGACAGAGAGUCUGGACUCUCUUAACACGUCACAGUCCCAGUUAUACAGCAGUUCUGGGACUCCAGUCACUUCACGCGCAGUCAGAUCGACGGAGGAAUGUCGGCAGUUGAGAUCGAGUCAGUCCCGUCGAGUCGAGAGACGAAGUACAGUGUACAGGACCCGUCUGGGCGCCGGCGGCCGCAGCAGAACCCUGGCGCCGGGCACAAGGCCGACAGAGCAACGGGAAGCGCAGGGCCCAGCCAGCGCGGCCGUCCCUAGUGCCCGCUCCACGGGUCACCAAGGACACGCCGUCGGUGCAGAUCUCAUUUUUGAGCCAGCAUCCCUGCCUGGCCAGUCUGAGUCGUGUUGGUGGCGCGGCCCGACAGAUCGUGAGGGGCUGCCAUCCUGCGCAGCGCUGGCCGGUGCGACGCUACCGGGCGAGGUUGGCCCGGAAUAUUGUUGCGGUCGUUGCACCGCGACCGGCUGGCAGGUCCCUGGGCUAGAGCAGAGUCAAACCGCCGUUCUGUCGCGUCGACCAUCCAGCCCGGCUGGACCUGAUCCCGGCGUCCUGAGUCAGAGGGCCGGUCAGCACAUGCCCCGUUAG
Molecule: messenger RNA, 747 nt
Organism: Rasamsonia emersonii CBS 393.64
Lineage: Eukaryota; Fungi; Ascomycota; Eurotiomycetes; Eurotiales; Trichocomaceae
Exons: 4
Coding region: 1-747 (248 amino acids)
Source: RefSeq, a predicted model, not a curated record